Messenger RNA from Aegilops tauschii subsp. strangulata, 2217 nucleotides. RefSeq names its product obtusifoliol 14-alpha demethylase. Gene Ontology annotation, molecular function: heme binding; monooxygenase activity; iron ion binding. The record is from RefSeq and is a predicted model, not a curated record. Lineage: Eukaryota; Viridiplantae; Streptophyta; Magnoliopsida; Poales; Poaceae.
GCACCUAACUUAUUGGAGAUUGAUUUAGACCGCCCAAAUGAAUUUUUGGAACUCGAUCCAUUCUAUAUAUGGAAGCCAUACAGAACGGGUUGAGGAAGCAUGUACCGGGAGGAGUACUUUAAGUGCUCGUGAGAAGAUAUGUUGAUUUUUUACUUUACAAGAAAGGUACUAAAAAGAGCUUAAAAUGUUCAGUUUGUUUUGUUGACAUGCCAUGAAAAAAGAAGACUUUUCGCAAAACUUUAAAUGUGUAAAUAAUAGUUGCUCAUCUAAAUGACAUACCAUACAAAAUAAAUGUACGUACAUCCGAUUUUGCCUGUGGUGGUUGAAGGUUUGGCAGUUGGCAGUUCUUAAAUUGAAACUAAAUGUACGCCUAACUUACUCUGUAGACGGAUUUCGACUGCGCAAAUGUUUUUUCUAAAGACUCGGUCCUUCUAUAUAUAUAGGCCACACGGAACGAGUUCAGGAAGCAUGUGCUUGCAGUUGCAGGAGUUGAAGUUCUUGUUCAGUACCAACAUAAUUACAAACCAUAGCAGCAUGGACUUGACAAUUGGCACUAUGUUGUUGGUCCUAGCUAUUAUUCUCAUCACCGCAAUAGUCAUCAAGAUUGCAAAUGCAAGAGUCACCUUUGAUCCAGUUUGUACACGACCACCUCCACCUGUGGUGAAUAGCAUUGCUCUUCUAAAACUCUUACCUACCCUGUGUACAAAGGGCCCCGAAGUUACAAUGACCUAUCUGUAUAACAAGUUUGGCAGUGUUUUCACAGUUAGUAUUCUUUGGAAAAGGAUAAGCUUCUUGGUCGGGCCAGAGGUGUCUGGUCCCUUUUUUCAAGGUUCCGAGUCAGAGGUUUCCCAAGGUAAUUUCAAUGAGUUCACUGUGCCCAUGUUUGGCCAAGAGAAUGGAUUUGCCGUAGAUUGCUCCACUCGAAUGGAUGAGAUUCGCUUCUACAUUGAUGCUCUAAAGCCAUCACAGCUGAGGAGCCAUGUUGACCCCAUGCUUCGUGAAGUGGAGGACUACUUUGGAAAAUGGGGAGAUGUGGGGGUAGUCGAUCUAAAAUAUGAGUUCAACCAUAUACUCAUGUUGAUCGCAAGUCGAUGCUUGCUCGGAAAAGAGGUUCGAGAGAAGAUAUUUGGCGAGUUUUACACACUGUUUACUGAAAUUGAAGAAGGAGUGAACUUGGUCAGUUUCAUGCUCCCAUAUAUCCCUAUUCCAGUAAACAGGCGACGCGAUCGAGCUCGCAUUAAGCUUACGGAGAUCGUUACAGAGAUUUUGAGGUCACGAAAGAUAUGCAACCGCAUCGAGGAGGAUGUGCUCCAGAAGUUGAUGGAUUCCAGGUAUAAAGACGGCCGCUGUACAACAGAAGCGGCUGUUGCGGGAAUGAUAAUCGCGUUGAUAUUUGCUGGAAAACAUACAAGCGCUGUCGUAUCCACCUGGACUGGAGCUUGCCUAUUGACCCAUGAAAAGUUCUUAGAUGCUGCUUUCAAUGAGCAAAAGGAAAUAAUGAGGACAUAUGGGGACAAGAUAGACUAUAAUGUCUUGCUAGAGAUGGAGACACUACAUAGUUGCAUCAAAGAGGCUGGACGCAUGAAUCCAAUAUCGUUUGGGUUGGUUCGCCAAGCACAAAAGAACAUCAUAGUGAGGACAAAAGAGGGCGUUGAAUACGACAUUCCGAAAGGUGACACCUUAGUAAAUCUUGUAAUGCUAACCCACAAAUUGCCACACAUUUACAAGGACCCCAAGGUAUAUGACCCCGAUCGGUUUCGUUCCGGAAGAGAUGAGGACAAAGUUGGUGGUAAAUUCUCUUAUGGAACUUUCGGUGGUGGAAGGCAUGUUUGCGCUGGGGAGGCCUAUGCUUUUAUGCAAAUCAAAAUUAUAUGGAGCCAUUUGCUGAGAAAUUUUGAACUCAAAUUGACUUCUCCUUUUCCCAAGACAGAUUGGAGCAAGUAUGCAUUAGAGCCUAAAGGGAAAGUGAUGGUAAGUUAUAAGCGAUACCGUGUGCCUGGAAUCUAGGAUAUGUCAUCGGCCUAGCAACAUGUAUUUUCAUGGAUCUGUAGCUUUGUGUGAGUGUGGUGAUACAUGUUGGCUAGUUGUCUAUGGUUUUAUGAGUAUCAUAAGGCCAGGUUAUGUAUAAUUUCAUGUUUGAUUACUUCCACUUAAUUGUCAAAACAUUUGGCUAGUCGGCCAUAUUCUAUAAGACUAUAACAAUUAUUGGUGUAUGUU